Molecule: messenger RNA, 543 nt
Organism: Rhizoctonia solani
Lineage: Eukaryota; Fungi; Basidiomycota; Agaricomycetes; Cantharellales; Ceratobasidiaceae
Product: ATP synthase subunit C
Exons: 9
Coding region: 1-543 (180 amino acids)
Biological process (GO): proton transmembrane transport
Cellular component (GO): proton-transporting V-type ATPase, V0 domain
Molecular function (GO): proton-transporting ATPase activity, rotational mechanism
Source: RefSeq, a predicted model, not a curated record
AUGUCCACCGAUUAUUGUCCAGUUUACUCGCCCUUUUUUAGUGCACUGGGGGUCACAUGUGCUAUAGUAUUUACCAACAUUGGCGCCAGCUAUGGAACCGCCAAGUCAUCUCUUGGUAUAUCGGCCGCGUCUGUUAUGCGCCCGGACCUGAUGGUCCGUUCUUGCAUUCCAGUAGUCAUGGCUGGAAUCAUCGCGAUCUACGGCCUGGUUGUAUCAGUGGUGAUUUCUGACAACUUGCACCCCAAAAUGCCUCUCUUCACCAGUGUCAUUCAGCUUGGUGCGGGUCUUUCGGUCGGACUGUCCGGUCUUGCGGCAGGAUUUGCAAUAGGAAUAGCCGGUGAUGCAGGGGUGAGGGGAACAGUAGUUCAGCCACGUUUGUUUGUUGGUAUGAUCUUGAUCCUAAUUUUUGCAGAGGUUUUAGGGCUUUAUGGACUCAUUGUGGCACUCAUUCUGAGUAAUAAGGGCAAAGUGAGAGACGUGGAUGCUUUGUGCCCGAGCUUCGGCACUGGCUUAGGAAUAAACAUGCCAUUCGACCAGUUCUGA